Molecule: messenger RNA, 4182 nt
Organism: Schistosoma mattheei
Lineage: Eukaryota; Metazoa; Platyhelminthes; Trematoda; Strigeidida; Schistosomatidae
Source: the annotation of a GenBank genome assembly
CUUAGGCAGAAUCAGUGGAAAACGCGAAACAAUUGAACAAUGUACGUGUAUAAUAAAAGAUAAUUGUCCACACACAUAUCACAUGAUUGAUUUUAGAUGUGAGCUGUAAAAGUAAACAUCAAGAAGUAGAAACUUUUCAUGGAUUUCUUAAAGGUUUUUACAGAUAUUAUAAAAUAAACUUUGUUUCUAUGCAAAUCUCAUUACAUACACAGAUCAUUACAUUGAUUGAUUUCAGUCAUUUUCUAUUUUAAUCCAAUUGAAUUAGAUUAUAAGUUAUUCCGCAUGUUCAUUACAGUAACUUCUGAAAGUUGCAUAAAAUUGUAAAAUUAUAGUUGCCCUCAUAACAUUCCUGAAUAUUUCAGAUUAUUUCGGCGAACAGUAUUCAAUUGAAAAGAUGUAUACACCAUGUUUCAUAUUGUAGUGAACAGAACACGGGUGGAGACAAUCGAAUGCAUUUAACACAAACUUACAGGACUUGUUAAUAAAAUCUAACAAUCAUAAUGUAAAUGCUUAAUUUACAAAAUGUCCACCAGUUGUCUCAUAGUGACUCAGACUUCAUCGUUCUUGCAUUUUCAUACAAAUUGCAUCUUGUUUCCAUUUUUUACUGUUCGAUCGUCUUGUCUCUUUGCUGCCAGACUUCUGUUCACAACUAACAUCAUAUACUACUUAUAUUAAUAUAAGUAGCACACACCACAAUAUCAUCCAGAUUCAACAAUUAAUCUCUUGUAUAUUAUCACUACCGAGAUGUAACCACAUCAUUUGAAAUGAAUGAAAUAGUAGGCUUAAAUAACAUGACAGUUUCAUGUUGGCGGUUAUUUGUUUGCAUAUAUUCAUCUUACUAUUCAGGAUUAUUUUAACUGAAGAGAGAGUCACUUACUUGUUGUAGAGUUGAUUCCUACUCAUUUGUAAUUGGUCAGAUAUUCAAUUGUCUACUUAUUAGAAUGUUUACGCAUGUUAUUGACAAGUAUCUUGCUAACAUAAAACGACAGUGAAGUUUAACUGCUCAUACAAGAACUCCAUCAUUGUUGCACACUAUAUCAUCGUUAUUGUAUCUUCUUAUAUCUUCGCAUUCACUUCCGCAAGUUUGACAGAAUACGCAGAAACUCAUCAAGUUCCUUUACUGUCGAAGGGUCCUUGGAGUUUUUUUCCGUUUAUAUUCUUUUACCAUUAAUUUAGACUAAAGUUCGAUAUUGUUUUUGCUAGAUGUCAUCUUAUUUAAUUAACAUGCCAAUGAAAUGAAUAACUAUUUCUUUUCAUUUAAAUCUUUUAGAAAUAGAAGAAUCAUGGGCAUUCACGAUACUUACAACAUGUAUGAUUUCUUAUUUUACAUGAUUAUCCAUAUGAUAUUAUAUACAAUCUCACUAUCGGAAACAUUCUAUUUACGACAUUUAUUCUUGUACAAUUAUCCUAUUCAUAAAGGUUGUGCAAAACUUUAAAGAGGAUAAUGAACUUGCUUUUAUGACAAUGCUCUAUUUGAAUUGAAGUCAACUUUACAGUUGAUUGUCAUGAUAAUAUAUGUUUCGUAUUGUGUUAUGAAAUUAAUUUUGUCUACUUUCUUUGUAUUUCAUCAAAACAAUAGAUGGUAAUUUUCCAAAUCUGGAGAAUCACCUCAAAGAACAAUUAAAGAUAUCAGAAAGUCAGUGAAAAUAUUCUUGAAUAUUUAGCUAUCUUAAUAAAAUAUCCGUUAUCAUUAGGUGUGCCAUUUUUCUUUCACUUUACUCAACUAUUCUCCAUCCAAAUGAACAAUUGAUUAGUGCACUGUAUCUUACACUUGUUGGUAGAAAAUGCUGACAAACACAUUCGUGGAAAAAAUACAGUUGUUCUCGAGUAGAAGCCUGCAUUUUGACGAAAUCCUCCCAUUUUCAAACAACGAGAAAUGCGCUUCACUCAUAUGAUUUUGAAAUGAUGGAGAAGAUUUGUAGCUCAGGUGGAUGAUGUUUGUGAUGGAGUUUUGUUCUCUGAGCUGGAUGGUUUAGUCGUGGAGCUUUCAUCGUUCUUCUGAAUGAAUAAACAAUCCAGAUCCGAGAACUAAACUCCAUCAUAAUAAAAUAUACAUUUUUUGUCGAUAACUCAUCUGUAAAUUAAAGAAAUAUAAAUAACAUCUCACCAUAGACAAAUUGGUAAUGAAUAAAUUAUAGAUAAACACUCCAGUGUCCAUAACUCAAAGACAAAUAGUAUUUAUUGUUUCCUUGCUCUCUUGUAAUCAUUCCCUUCAGUUCAAAUUCAUAGUGAACAGUAAUGAAAAAUCUCACAGAUAAUUACGGCGAUCACUUAUAUGAAUAUUUUAUCAUGAAAGUGUCUGGAUAAAUACAAACACAAUAAAACAACCGAUGUAUAGUCGAUUGAUUACAUAUGAUAUUAGGAAGUAUGGUUAACUAAUCAUUCAGAUCAAGGUUUGAGAUAGCAUUAAAUGGAAUCAUCGUUUAUACGGGAGCUCCAUUGAUAUAGCGAAAUGAUCACCACUAUGAUACUGGCUAAGAACGUUUGAGUUCAAUUCAUAAAACACAGCACUUAUACUGAUGUAUAAUACUUAGUCACAUUUGAUAGACAUUGAUGGACAGAUAAAUUUUGUCGGAUAGAUAGAUAGCUUUAAACAGGAUAGAACGAAUCAGAUCAUUGAACAAUGCUUCUAUGAAUCAAAAUAGCAUAACGAAUUCAACGUUUUAUUUAAAUCAACAUUACAAAGUGAAAUUAUCGACUUGGAACUGUGGUGUGAGUUACUUAUAUCUACAUAAGUAGUAUAUAACGAUGGUCAGAUAAAGAAUGUAUUUCAGUGUAAGGUCGAGAAGAAGAGCAAUUAGUAUGAAAAUGUAUGAACAAUGAAAUCUGAAACGAUGGACUGAUAUUUGCAAAAGAAACAAUCAAGUUUAAGACAAUUGAUUGAUAUUUUGCAAAUGAAGUAUUUACUAUUUGGUUGUCAGAUUUUAGUGAGAUGUUCUGUAAUCUUGUGCUCAAAUACGUUCGAUUGUCCCCACUUAUGUUCUUCUUCACUACAAAACCAAUAAUAUAGAAAACACUUAAUUGUUACAAUAAAUUUAAGAAAAUGAACCAUUCCUAUUUACACAGUCUUCUGUUUACACUUAGUUGUUGGCUGAGACUACUGAAAGAUUCAACUUAUUUUAUUUAUUUAUUUAACACAUAGAUAUUGGUACAAGGAAGCACCAAAUACAUAUGCGCCACACAAAUCUCAUUCGAUAUGUGUGAGGGCUGUGACACUGCCCGGGUGCCCAAACCGAAGCAGGUGGUUUUCUUAGGGGGCCACUCCCCGAGCCUUCGACCUGAAGGUCUGAUCCACAAGGCAGUGGAGCAUAGUAAGGAGAUGCAGUCCCAUGGAAGCCGGUGACCAACAAUUGGUUCAUACGCCAUUUGUUCUCGCAGGAUACUGGAGCCCAUGUGCACCAUUGGUUUGGAAUCCGGUUAAGGCGCUGGACAUUCGCUUUUCGUCCUCUCAUUUUCGUAAACAACACCCCCACCACGAUAAGGCAGUGAGUGGGACUUCCCUGGCAGAGGCUAUAUACACGUGGCCAUGUGAGAGCAUUUCGAGAGGGAGAGCGGACUCUUCCCACUUUCGGCCGUACCAGGGCACCUGAUAACGUUUCUAGUUCAAUCAAUAUUGUAAUGUUUUACAAGCAAAAUAAUAUUUUUGAUCAUUUAUGACAUCAGGGAUGUAUAUCUAGUCAGACAUUUGGUAACCAAGACGAAUUUUCACAGUUUUUAUCCGCUUUAAAUAUUGAUGUUCACUGGUCGCAUAGUUGAUCAAUUUUAAAAGCGUUGUCAAGUGAAGUAAUUUUUUUGUAAAAAAACAAUGUUAUUUACAGAUUUGAAGUCUGAUAACAAUGAAGAAAAGUGCAAUCAAUUUAAAACAUUCCCUGAAGAAGAUAUUAGGGAUCUAGAUGACUUGAUUGCUAAAAAAUACAUGAAUAUAAAGUCGUUUAAAAGGGAAUGUUUAUGUACGAAUUCGCUGCGAGAAAUGUUGAUGAAUAAUAUCUUUAGGAAAGAAAUUUGGUGGUUUUCUACGAUUUUAAACAAAAUCAUGUUUGAUAGUGUUCAUUACAUUGUAAUAAUCAUAUUAGUUUAGAAAUGUUUUUUUGUUGAGAUUAUUACAUAAUUGUAUUGACAUUUAAUUGGUUACUUUAUGAAUAAAGUUUAAAUUUAAAGAAAAAAAGUAGAUUAGUCUGAUAA